Messenger RNA from Mesorhabditis belari, 438 nucleotides. Lineage: Eukaryota; Metazoa; Nematoda; Chromadorea; Rhabditida; Rhabditidae. The record is from the annotation of a GenBank genome assembly.
AUGGAAGCAGCUCCACGAGACAAGGAGAAGCUAUUGAAUUUCACGAAUUUAAGAGUGUGUCAAGCAGAAAGAUUUUCCACAGAAAAAUGGGCUCCUUGUCCUUCACUUAGACCGCAUGAUCCAAUUGAUUGGCCUUGUAUCAGAGCGGUUGAAUUGUGUAAUGGAAAUCGAGAUUGUCCAAAUGGUGAAGAUGAGGAACCGAACAUGUGCAUGUUUCAUUCUUUGAAUCAAGGAUCAUUGCGUCAAUUGCAGCGGGACUUUUUGAGAUUCAGUGGUGCUACACCGUCGUCAACCAUAUACGGAAUUCGACUAACGUUUGGAAUGAUCUCCUUUUUCACCUCGAAUUACUCCCCGUCUUCCCAGAAGCCAACACUGAAACCCCCACAAGACAUCGUCAGCUACAUUUUCCGACCCCAUCUGGCAUACGGUCCUUCCACA